UCAAAAUGACAUCGUAGAGAGACAUACAAACUACUCUUGGUGAUUUAAAGUGAAAAAGUUACACCCGGACUACUGUAUAUACAAGACGAGGAUGACCGAGGUUUUGAUCUACCUUGUCACCUUGGCUUGCUUGCUAUGGGCACCAACAAAAGCCGACAAGAAAAUAUUCUGUUACUACAGCAGUUUUGCCCAGUCCAGGCAGGGCAUGGCGCGCUUCCUUCCUGAGGAUAUAAACCCUCAGUUGUGUACGCACGUGCUGUUUGCCUUCGUGGAUGUGUCCCCCGACGGAAGAAAUCUGAAGCCUUCCAAUCGAAAUCACAUAUCACGUGGGGGGAAGCCAGGUCUGUAUGAGAGAACCGUAGCACUGAAACAAAGGAACCCGGAACUGAAGGUGCUCCUGGCCGUGGGUGGCUGGGCCCAGGGCUCCAAGCAGUUCGUCCCCAUGAUGUCCAGCGUAGAGAACAGACAGGCCUGGGUGAGAAACGUGGUCAGAUAUCUCCGGAAGUACGGCUUUGACGGCCUUGAUAUGGACUGGGAGUUUCCUGGCGCCAGGGGUAGUCCCCCAGAGGAUAAACAGAGGUUUACAAAGCUAAUGAAGGAACUGCAAGAGGCUUUCCGCAGUGAAGCCCAGAUCUCGGGAAAGGAUAAACUCCUCUUGACAUUAGCGACAGCUGGCGGCAUGUACUUUAUUAGCAAGAGUUACGAACCGGAAUUGCUCAUACCCCACGUGGACUACUUCCUGCUUAUGGCGUAUAACUACCACGGGAUGUGGGAGAAGUUCACGGGACAUCACAGUGGGUUGUACCCCAGGGCGGACGAGAAGGACAGGGACAGGGAACUCAACCAGCAAUGGACAAUUGACUUCUGGCUAGGGAAGGGAGCGCGAAAAGAGCAAAUAAUUGUUGGCAUAGCAACAUAUUCUAUGACCUUCACCCUCAGGGACCCCACCCAGCACGGGCUCAUGGCGCCAGCUACCGGCGCGGGAGAAGGCGGGAAAUACACACGUGAGCCUGGAGUUAUGGCCUACUACGAGAUUUGCCAGAACCUAAGAAGCGGCAGGUGGAACCGUGCUUGGAUCGCAGACCAGAUGAGUCCAUAUUACUAUGGUGACCGUCAGUGGGGCGGAUAUGACGACGUGGAGAGCGUAACUUAUAAGGCAUGCAGAAAAUAUCAUGUCUAG
This is a messenger RNA of Lingula anatina, 1180 nucleotides long. RefSeq names its product chitotriosidase-1-like. Gene Ontology annotation, cellular component: extracellular region. Gene Ontology annotation, biological process: chitin catabolic process; carbohydrate metabolic process. Gene Ontology annotation, molecular function: chitin binding; chitinase activity. NCBI's taxonomy places the organism in Eukaryota, Metazoa, Brachiopoda, Lingulata, Lingulida, Lingulidae. The record is from RefSeq and is a predicted model, not a curated record.